This is a messenger RNA of Orcinus orca (killer whale), 4059 nucleotides long. It is a transcript of the gene NME5, whose product is annotated as NME/NM23 family member 5. The coding region runs from base 317 to 955 and encodes 212 amino acids. Gene Ontology annotation, molecular function: nucleoside diphosphate kinase activity. Lineage: Eukaryota; Metazoa; Chordata; Mammalia; Artiodactyla; Delphinidae. The transcript is spliced from 7 exons. Gene Ontology annotation, biological process: CTP biosynthetic process; UTP biosynthetic process; negative regulation of oxidative stress-induced intrinsic apoptotic signaling pathway. The record is from RefSeq and is a predicted model, not a curated record.
AAAUGCCUGUGGCUGGUUCCCUUUCUUGAGCUAGCCAAGGGCUGCCAAGCGCUCUGCUGGAAUUGGGCCUCUGCAGCCACCGUCUCUAAGCUGGGUUUCCGGUCUCCUAGCAACAACAUGUGGUGACUCUCCAGGAGCCCGGGCUGAGGGUCUAGGCUUUCGCCUUGCUCCUUGGUCUCUCCACCUCCAUGAAAGUGCUUAGGAAAACCCACCGCAGGACUUAGAAGCAGAGUAGAAAUCGUAUUAUUGAGACGCUUCUUGUUGAAAAAGUUGAUACCAGUCAAGAAUCUCUUAAAUUGUACACUGAAAAGCCAGAAUGGAGCUAUCAAUGCCCCCACCUCAGAUCUAUGUAGAAAAGACUCUGGCCAUUAUCAAACCAGAUAUUGUUGACAAAGAGGAGGAGAUACAAGAUAUUAUUCUCAGAUCUGGAUUCACCAUUGUUCAGAGAAGAAAACUGCGUCUCAGCCCUGAGCACUGUAGUAACUUUUAUGUGGAACAGUAUGGGAAAAUGUUUUUCCCCAAUUUAACAGCUUACAUGAGUUCUGGACCACUUGUUGCCAUGAUAUUAGCUAGAUUUAAAGCCAUCUCUUACUGGAAAGAACUCUUGGGACCAAGUAAUAGCUUAGUAGCUAAGGAGACACACCCAGACAGUCUAAGGGCAAUUUAUGGCACAGAUGAGCUAAGGAAUGCACUUCAUGGAAGUAAUGAUUUUGCUGCAGCAGAAAGAGAAAUGCGAUUCAUGUUUCCUGCAGUGAUUGUUGAGCCCAUUCCAGUUGGACAAGCUGCUAAGGACUAUUUAAAUGUGCACGUAAUGCCAACUCUGCUUAAAGGACUUUCAGAGCUUUGUAAGCAAAAACCAGCAGAUCCUUUUAUUUGGCUGGCUGAUUGGUUGCUGAAAAAUAAUCCCAAUAAACCCAAACUUUGUCAUCAUCCAGUUACAGGAGAACCUUAUUAAAAUAAAGCUCUCAAAGAACAAAUCACGAACUGUCUCACUGUAAAAGGCAUGCUUCUACUUAAGAAAGAAGUAACUCCUAAGGGUUUAAGUAACUACAUGUGACAUAAAUUAUUUCUUAAAAAUAAAUUUUAAAAGAAUAACUAUUUCAUGCAGCAGAUAACAUUAUCUAAAGUAAAAUAUUGGUUUAGGGUAUGAUUUUUUUUAAUAAGAAAAUUGUAUUAGCAGGAUUUAGAAUGUCAACAAAGUUAACUGCAACUUUUUAUAUUUACAGUUACAAAGUGGUAUUCAGUUAAGAGAACAACAAUUCAUAUAGGAUGCAACAGAGACAACUGAAGAUAAUAAGAUACCAUUUCUAUAUAUAACUGAUUUUUGCUGUGCACCAACAAGAACCUACUUUAAAUUUCUCUGCCAAUUUACAACCUCCAUAAUGUACUAGGCAAGGUUAGUAGCUAUUGAAAAUACCACCAGGACAGGGGUAGCUAAAGACACAUUUGGUAGUAUGUUAACUAUACACAAAAGACACUAUACAGUUUAAAAACAAGUUUUGCACAGCUUUACAGUGCAAGACAUGGUCCUCCAUCUCUCUGAGGACUUUUGGAAAACUCUGAGAAGGUGACUGGGUACUUCUUGUGCUCCUUCUGGCAAGUUUGCCCAAAGAAUGCAUAUGAUGGUGCUUCUCGGUCUCUUAGGAUAUCCUUUCCCAUAUUUAGUUAUUUUUCCUCCGUGAGUCACAGUCAUCCAGUGCCCAUCUGGCUCUCACUUGCCCUGGUGCUGUCUCUGUGGAGAAGCUCAUUGUGUUGCAAUGGCUGUCGAUUUAGGAUAUGAUUUUAACAAUGAUGUAAGCAUUAAGUAAUAGAAGGCUGAUGUAAGAUAUUGCUUAUUAUUUUUUAAUUUCGAGAAGAUAUGGAAUUUUCGUUAUAUUUUCCCUAGCCUAUAUCUACAUGCAUAAUUAAUGCAUAGUUCAGACAGCUGAGUUUAAAAAGUAUAAGUAUAUAAAUAAUUACGGGUUUUUUCCGCUAUCCAAUAGUAGAGUGUUCCUAUGAAACCUUUCGUAAGCUGAAAGGGUGUAAUGUGAGGAAUCAAUUACCUUAGUUCACAAGUUGCUAACAGAUUCACAGAAUCAAUUGGGAUAAAGGCCAGGUGUUCACUGACAGUUCAAAGCUAUCACGGCUUGAUGCUGGGAUGCUGAGUGUAGUUCCCUAGGAAUGAUAUUCGUGGUGCUACUCUUGUUGCUCGCUGUGCGCACUGCCUCUGAAUUGGCUCAUUGCAAAACAGAUAGUUCUGUUUUCCCUUUUUGCCUUUUAUCAUAAAAGCAAAAAUCCUCUUCAGAUUUCUUUUGGUUAGUGAAAACAGAUACGAAUGCAGGUCUUUCGUAAGAGCAAAGUGGCAUCAAGUGAACUUUCAGAAAGGGGGGCUACCUAUAUUUAGUAAAAUGAAAAUGGUUAGAACUCAAUUAUAGUUUUAACCAGUCAUAUAUAAUUAUUUCCUCAACAUUAAUAAGUGCCCUACAAGGGUGACCGACAGUAGCAUGACAACUCAUUUCUGGUUGUAUCACUGAAAGUCCUGCAUGCUUUGAGGCCCCUUAAUCCUUCACAAAAUGGAAUGAUUGGUCCCUCUACCAAAGUCUUUAGGUUAAUAUUUCUCAAUUAUGUUUUUGUGAUGAAGUGCUAGUUUUCAAAAAAUGAAAAAUUCUCGGUUAUUAAAGAAAUUUUAAUUUACUUAAAAAAAGAUCCAAGUUGUAAAAGACUUUUUUUAAGAGUAAAUAAUUAAACUGGCCUCAUCUCUUCAGAAAGGCAAUGUCAUUAUAAAACAAAAAAUGGAAAUGGGGAAGACCAAAGAAACACCUUAACCAAAAGCAAUGAGUAGCUCUUGCCUAAAAAAACAUCUAUAGAAGACCUUUGGGGGGACAAUUAAGGAGAUUUAGAUAUGGACUAAAUAUUAGGUGAUAUUAGGGAAUAAUUGCUAAAUUUCAAAGGGUCAAAAUGAUAUGGCCAUAAAAGGAGAAUAUCAUGUUUAGGUUAUGCAUUCUGAAAUUUCUAGGGGAAAUUUUUUGAUGUUUGCAACUUAUUUUCAAAUGGUUCAGCAAGAAAUAUUUUUAUACAUGUAAAAGAUAAAGCAAAGUUAACAAAAUAUUAACAAUUGUUCAGUCUAGGUGGUGGGCACUCUAGUGUACUAUUCUUUCAACUUUUCUGUGCUUUAAAACUAUUCACAAAUGAAGUUGGGGAAAAAAGAUCUGUAUGUUAUUAUCAAAAGCUGGUGUUCAGUUUUUCACAUUGUUGAUAGGGAAACAUUCAGAUACUAUAUAGCUCUUGAUUUGAUAUAAAAAUGACAUAUACUAAUCAUCUAUGAUGUGUUUUAGCCAAACAUGUGUACCUUAAAAUUAUCAAGCCUUUAGGCCCACCUUCCUGCUUACAGUAGUAGGAAAUAAUGUGGCCAUCUGAAUGAUACCAUAAAGAAGCAAAAAUUUACAAGAUGUGAUGUUCUGUAAGACAGCUGCCUUGGUCUUUCAACAAAUUGGUAUUAUGAGAAAAGGGACUCUUUUAGAUUAACAGAGAUGUGAGAUACAUAAUCAGAAUCAACACUAGUUUCUAGAUUGAACCCACAUUUAUGCAGACAAGCUGCAAAGGACAUUUUGAAAAAAUUUUUAUUUAUUUAUUUAUUUAUAUUUGGCUGUGUUGGAUCUUCGUUUCUGUGCGUGGGCUUUCUCUAGUUGCGGCGAGCGGGGGCCACUCUUCAUUGCGGUGCACAGGCCUCUCACUGUCGCGGCCUCUCUUGUUGCAGAGCACAAGCUCCAGGCACGCAGGCUCAGCAGUUGUGGCUCACGGGCCUAGUUGCUCCACGGUAUGUGGGAUCUUCCCAGACCAGGGCUCGAACCCGUAUCCCCUGCACUGGCAGGCAGACUCUCAACCACUGCGCCACCAGGGAAGCCCUGCAAAGGACAUUUUUGAGAUAACUGGGAAGAUUUGAAUCUAGACUGAGUAUUAGAUACAAUGAAAAUGUGUUGUCUUGGAAGGUAAAGAUUGUUAACUGAAAAGACAUGUUACGAAGCAAUAUGUACAGUGAGAUCUUACUUUUUUUAAAAUAAAUUUAUUUUAUUUAUUUUA